AUAAAAAGACAGACAUAGAUAUUGCCCACAGCCUUACACAUACAAACACUAAAUAAAAAUACCUUAGAAAUAUAAACCUCAAUCCAUUAGGACGAAACCGAUGCAAGGAGAAAGUGCAGCCCUUCAAGAGUUCAUUCAGUAAAGCCAUUUCAAAGUCUGAGCCACACCAUAUAAGGCCUAAGCCACACCAUGUCUUAUCUAUCGCCCACAGCCCUUAAGACCUAACCCCACCACUUGAGGUCUGGCUACAUUAAGUCCCUUUUGGGCCACUAAUCCCAUGUCUUUGCCACACCACUUCUCUAUGCCCAUAUGGCGUCAGUAUUAUCCACAGUAUGCUCUAGUCUGUGCCACACCCUAUUCUCUGGCCAUAUCGCAUCGUCUUGACCUCAUCCUUUCCUAGUCUGACCAUCUAGUUUGGGCCACAUUAUGACCCUAUCAGCCAUACCAUGUUUAGUUUUGGCCAUUUUAAGUCUUCUAAGCUGCAUCAUGUCUGAUUUAGGCCAUAUGAAGACCCAAUGACCCACACCAUAUCUAGUCUAGGCCAAAUGAAGUCUCGUCUGAAUCACACUGUUUUAAGUUGGGGUCAUGUUAAGUCGGCUGUGCUACGUCAUGUUAAGUUUAGGUCUCAGGUUUCGUCUGUGUCACGCCAUGUCUAGUGUAGGCCAGAUCAAGUCCUGCCUGAGCCGCACUCUAGUUGGGGUCAAAUCGUCUCGUCUGUGCCUCCCCUUGUUUAGUGUGUCAUAAUAGCCUUCGUCUGUGCCACCCCAUGUCUAGUUUAGGUCACGUGGAGUCUCGUCUUUGCCUCCCCACGGUCUGGUUUGGGCCACACCGCGGCUUUGUUACCAGGCACGGGUUUUUGCGUGUGCAAGGCGGAAUGUGUGGACGGGCGGUGGAGUGAGUGGGUGCAGAGGGGAGUGAGUGCGGAAUGACCUAGUUAGUGGCGGGACGAGUCGUGGCGUGACACCUGGGGACACUCAACAGGCACUGCCACCACCGGGAGACUCGCCGCCACCACCCUGACACUACUCGGCUCCUGCUGGCUGGUGGUACUGGUGGGUGGAGGAGGAGGAGGACUAGGCUGCGAGUCAAGUGGGGACAAAGGAGAGAGUGAGAGAGCGACCCAGGCUGGCAAGGGAGGAGGAGGAGGGGUAAGGAGGGAGAGGAAAGGUUCUCAGGCCGCCACCACCACCAUCACCGCCGCCGCCGCCGCCACCACCCUCCGUCACGCGUGGGGAGCCGCGGCUCAUACGCCAAUCAUCGCGGUGGGUACACGCUGCCCCAGCCACCCCAGGGUCAGGUCAGGCGGGCAGCACGGGGCAGGGGCAGGGGCGGCCAGGAGGGGGCAGGGUGAGGCAGGGUAGCAGCAGGGCCGUGGCUGUAGUACAGUUUUACGGGCGUUCUGUCCUGUCUUUGUUGGCCGCGUCGCGUAGCCGUCGGGGCGCCGGGCAGGGCAGGUGGUGGUGGUGGUGGUGGUGGUGUUCAGGCCAGGACAGUCCUCCUUGAGCCUGGUUGAUGGUUGGGGGCGGUGGUGGUGGUGGUGUCACGGCCCCGUAACCUCACCACCGCCGCCCCCACGCAGGGCCGGGCGGCGGGGCGGUGGGCGGGCGGGUGGUGGGUGACCGAAGCAUUGCAGAAGACAGACGAAGGGAGGUGGAGAGCGUGGCGGGGGGGCGGGGUGGCCUGGGGGGUAGGCCGGCCCGGCGUGGUUGCAAGAUGUUGCGACGGAGCCACCACCACAGCGGCGGCGGCGGACCAAGACUGCCUGCCUGCACCCCCUCCCUCCUCCCUCACUCUCUUUCUACCCCGCGCUCUCUUUACACCCUACUCUCUCGCCGCUCUCCCUCCCAUAGCUAUCUUUGUGCGCCGUACUUGUUAGCGGGGCUCCGGGCUCCCCGUCGACUCUCGCCCCCGCCUCUUGGUCCUAAGGCCCCGCGCGGCCCCGGCAGUGUCUGUCCUUGGUGGGUCCCCACACACAGGGGCAAGGGGCGGGCCUGGCUGCCUGGCCUGGCAUGGCAUGGCCACCGGCAUAGAUAAGUCUGGACCCAACCCUACCCUCACCCUGCCCUCAGCUCAACAUUAUCCCCUCAGAACGGCUCUCGUCCCCUCGCUCCCCCCCGCCCCCCGCCAGGCAGUGAGUGCCGGCCCAGCCCUCCGCCGUGGUGUGGCCGCGGCCAAGUGCAGUGUGGAGCUGUGAUACGGCGCGAGUGUUGCAUGAGUGAGUGUGUGCGUGGGUGCGUGCAUGGGGGAGCGGGGUAGUGUCCCCACACAGCCGCGCGUGGCGGGCCUACAGCGUACGGGCGGCGGUGUAGCGCUCGUACGGGGGAGAGGCAGGGCAGUGUGAGGUGCGCCGCUCAGCCGCUUGGAGGUGCGGGCCCUCGUCCCCGCGUGUGCCGCCGCCUCAGCUGGUAGACCGCCCGCGUCCCUCGUCCCCGCGUCUGUCCCGCCCGCUGCCCUGUCGCGUUACCCCUGCGUCCCUGCUGGCCCUGCCCCACGCCGCCUUGCCCUGCCCUGCGCUGCCCCACACGUCCCUCCCUCAAGUUGCAGGCUUGAUGGGCGCGGGUUGCAGGCCUUGCAGGAGCAGGACCACGACGCUGCAGGGCUCGUGGUCCCGUGGUGCCUGCACCAACGCCCCGCCGAGGACUGUCACGAGUGCGAGUGGCGACACAGUGAACCUUAUCGUGGCGUGCGGAAAAAUGUGAUAUCGGUGACGAAGGUUAUUUUUGCGGCGUGACAAAGGAGUAACUGGUGUGUCGGUGGUGGUGGUGAUGCAGCGAAGCCCAGCGACCCCCACGUCUUAUUUAUAUUAUUACAACAUCUAAGAGCAAAAUUAGUCACCACACCACAACAACAAAACUCCACUCAAUUAAAAGAUGAACUAGUUGAGAAAGUCGUACCAGUAAUUGAGCAACAACGGACAGAAAACGUUAAAAGCUAGAAAAGAAGAAAAGGGACAAAAAAAUAAUAGACAAUGAAAAGAAAAACACCGUGAAAAGUAAUCAUCGAAACUUCAAAAGAAAAUCGAUGAAAAGAAAAGAAAAAUCAAAGAAAAAUAAAUGACUAACGUAGCUGAGUGAAGAAAACGAGCAAGUGAGCGCAUCAAAGGAAGGAAAUAAUAUAUAAACACACCGGAGAAAAGAACUAAAGAAAAUAAAUAAGAGAAACAAAGAGAAAAGCAAAGACCAAGAGGGCGAGGAGAGAGCACUCAACCCAACCGUCAGAGGCGACAAAACCCCGCCCUGGAGAACCCCUCGAAGCCACACGACUCACGCACGCCUUUAGCUCGCCUUGGCUUGGCUGUGUGCGGUGUGAGGAGCAAAGGGCGGCCUGGCUCGGCUCUUCGGCUGUGGAGAGCGAGGCCGGCCCUGCAGCAGCCCGUGAGUCAGGCAGCCGCUGGUCCCUGGCAGCUGGCGGCCCUCAUGGUUACGGUCAGCAGGGGAUGGCGGUGCCCAGAGGAGCAUGUGCCGUGAGGACCCGCUGCCACACCCUGCACUCCUGAUGAUGGGAAGUGACCAGUACUGCCUCAAGUGGAACAAUCACUGGGCCAACCUGAUCCGCGUCUUCAACUCGCUGCUGCAGUCCGAGACAUUCGUGGAUGUGACGCUGGCAUGUGAGGGUCGCCACUUGAAGGCUCACCGGCUUGUACUGUCCGCCUGCUCCCCAUACUUCAAGGAGCUGCUUGUCGCACACCCCGACAAGCACCCCAUCGUGAUCCUCAAGGAUGUGCGAUACUCCGAGCUGCGGACGCUGGUGGAGUUCAUCUACAAUGGCGAGGUCUCCGUGGAGCAGAACGACCUGGCGGCCUUGCUCUGCACCGCCCGGGAGCUCCAGAUUAAAGGCCUCGCCGAUAACCGCCUCCCCGGUGCUCCCUCACCACAGGGGAGGGAGUUCAGCGAGGCAGGGAAGUACACCCUCACCCCGACCACCACCACGGGCCUGCCCACCACCACGUCAUGCUCCACCUCGCCACCUCUCGACGUCACUAACAUAAAGACCUGCAGUCCAAGAAGAAAGGUCGGGUCAGAAGACCGCCCACCACCCCCCCUCGCAGCGUUCCACCCUGGCAUGCCGCCCUCCAGUUACUCCUCCUCGCACUUUGCGGCCUACCACUCACGCCCUGCCUCUAGAGAAUCGUCCCCGGUUCACAAGAGGCGGAGGGUGUCGGUGGAGGGGUGCGAGGAGGACGGGGAGGCAGGCGAGGGCAGCAAGCAGGGGCAGAGUGACCCACCAAACGGCCACUUCCCUCAGCAAGAUGCCAGCGACAGGCCGUUCCCCUUAGUAUCCGGCUCUUCGGGAAUCAGAAUCGUGGACCAAACCAGAAGAGAGGACAACAACAACACCCCCCCAACCUGGGACUCAGACAAAGCUUCGCCGUCCAUAGCCAAGAUCUCUGUUGGUGUGCCCAUGGCCACCGCAAGCACCUCCACCAGCAGCCCUGGGGAGCCUAAGGGCUGUGAUGAUGACGAUGAUGACAGGGCGCACGUGACCAUUCAGUCGCCUGAGGUCAUCCUGGAGGAGGGAGAGACAGGUGUGGUGUCCUCCGGCCCUCCGUCAUCAGUGCCGUCACCCUCCCUGGCUGGCAGUUCACUAAAUAACUCCUCCAUCACUGCCACAGCCCUGGGAGGGCCCCUGGCACCCAGCGGCCCCCUGCCACCCCAGAUGGCCCUGCUGCAUCAGGCCCUGGCCCUGGGCUAUCACCCCCUCCAACACUACUUUCCCCCUGGUCUCCUGGAGCAGCAGCAGCAGCAACAGCAGCAGCAGCAGACGCAGCAUCCUGGAGUCACCCCACCAAAAGACCUCAUGCACUUCCUGGACGUGAUGAAGGCAUUGCCUCCGAGUGCACGUCUGCCGCUCGCAGCUCUGGGAGGGCCGGCGGGUGUGGGGGGAACCUCUAGUCUUAGCCUAGGACUGCCUGUAGUCACGGGGACGACCUCCUCCUCCACGGCGUCCGCCAGCACCAGCCGGGAGAAGAGUGUCGGGAGUGGCAUCACCUGCCAUAUCUGCGCUAUGAUCCUGCCCUCGUCGCAUCACCUCGAGGAGCACAUCAGGAUCCACGAGGAGGAGAAGCCAUACAAGUGUGACCAGUGUGGCCAGCGCUACAAGUACCAGUCGGCCUUCCAGAGGCACCAGGAGCAGAACCACACCGCCAAGCUGCCCGGUGACAAGCCCUUCCGCUGCAGCGUGUGCGGCCAGUGCUUCAAGUACCACAAGAGCUUCACCAAACAUCGGUCAAACCACGACGCUCUCGACCGCAUCAUGAAGGCCGAGUCUGAGGAAGGGAGACUCAUGCACCGGGGGAUACACGAGUCCUACCUCCAGAAGCUCCUGGUUAGUGAGUCCUCCAAGAGUGAAUCUGAGACCUCCGUUACCCUUAAGGAAGAGAGCAUGGAGACCCAGCACCAGGAGGAGGGAGCAGAGAGGCCGUCCACGUCCAAUCCCACCUCGUUCAAUGCUGCCCUUCUGCACUCCACCAACCCAGAGAACGGCGUCAAGAACUACGAAGACAGAGACGAUGAGGAAGAGGAAAUUGAACCUGAAGGUGAGGAAGAGGAUGGAGAUUUUGAAGAAGAGAACAAAGGCAAGUUUGUGUACUGCGUGAAGUGCAAGUUGACAUUCCGAGACGUGGCCAGCUUUGAGGAGCACUGCCGAGGGUCGACGGAAUGCUCGCUCGACACCUUGCGAGAAGUCAAAGUGAGCGAGGGACCAGGUCUGUCGCGGCCCCCAAGUGUGGCGUCCUCGCCCCAGGCAUCACCACGCCUCUCCCCAAGCAGUAUCUCUGGACCACCUCGCUCGCCACUCCCUGCCUCCACUCCGUUGGCCAUGCCCUCCCCUCCUGCUACCACAACCCCCAUCGGUGGCCUUCCUCCGUCCUCUAGUGUUGCGAUGAGCACCGCCACCGCCAGCACCACCAGCAUCACGCCCGGCACCAGCACGCCUCCCAGCCAGAACACCCUCAUCAAACUGGAGCCUCGCGGGGGUCUCAUGCUCCCCCACGCUCCCCUCUCCCUGGCCCCAGACCCCAGGGGGGAUGAGGAGCGGCCCUUCAAGUGUCAGUUCUGCCAGAAGGGCUUCAAGGGCCGGGAGAACCUGAAGCUGCACAUCCGCACCCACACCGGGGAAAAGCCGUACAACUGUGGUGUGUGUGGGAAGGCGUUCGGCGGGCGCUCCGACAUGAACCGACACCUACGCAUCCACACCGGGGAGAAGCCGUACCCAUGCAAGGUGUGCGGGAAGAAGUUUGCGCGGGCAGACUACCUCUCCAAGCACAUCACCACACACCUGGGGGUUCCCUUCGCCAAGCCAGUGCAUAGUUUGCAACAGAGUCUGCAAAAUUUAGAAAAUAUGCAAAAUCUACAAAACCUACAUAAGCUACAAAAUAUGUCUAAUGAAUAAUACCAAAAUUGUCCCCAAAUAUUUAAGAAGAUAAAUUUUUAUAUAUAUAUUUACAUUCUUAUAACAAAUUAGUUGAUACUAUACGCACUGAAAGUGCCACGUCUGCUUCAAAAGCAGUAAAAUCAAAGGUUUUGAACCAGUGACAGUAACUGUGUUACAUGCCUAGUUUUUAAAUUUAGGUAUUGAUAUUGUUGUCAUAUUUCUUAUUCUCAAAAGAGAUUAAAAUUUAAGAGUAGUCGGCGGGCGUCAGCGGGGGCCAGCGAGCCAGGGGGCACCUCAGCAGCGUUGAGUAUCCUUGUGAUCUAGUCACUGCCCAGUGAUGCACGCAGAGCUCCACACCGCCUGCUGUGCUCACCAACAUUAAUAUUUCAAGCCCAGUUACCACAUCUUGGUCGUGCGAGUACGACUCAUCUUCUCGAGGCGGCGCUGUGCUUCCCCCUCUACAAAACUGUUUUUAUAGCCCAGCCGGUGAGGUGGGCCGGAGGCUUGAGCCUAUAGUACAAGGUAGGUUAGUGUGGGCGUGGGUUGUAUCCACUGCCCCCUGGCCCUGCUCCUCCCGUCGCCCGGCCCGCUGCACCACCUGCGUCACCUGGCCACUUCCCGGUGCAACAAGACUGCCAAAAUCACCUCAUGCCUACCUGCAGAGUCCAUUCUCCAUUCCCUCUUUUCCUUGUUCUCCCUUGAGACCCAGAGCAGUGGCAGGGGCAUAGGGUUUUGAAAUUACCAUACCCCAAGGUCCAUCUGGAGACCUGAGGUUGCUCGCCAUGGUCAGUGUUAGGCAAUAGCUAUGUGCAGAGCCACUUGUGUAUAACUAUGUACUGGACUGUUUAGCCAGGGAGGUUCUCAGCCUCCUGGAUUGUCGUUGUGGUCUGGCGCUGCGGAGACGCCUGGCCCUGCCGUCUGCCCCGGGGGAUCACGAUGGUGCUAGCAUUGCAUGCUCUUGACUGUCCGCCACAUAGUGCUGGGGUUGUUGUUCUGCCUCAAGACAUCCAGUGUGAGGGGCACAGCUGAGAGGUGUGGUGAUGGCAACCCAGGAGUGGGUGGGCCGCCCCCCGUGGAGGGUGGAGGGCCGGGCUGGUGUUACUGUUAAAAGUCUGGCUCAUGACACGCCGGCCGGACUCUAAACUGCUGCUCGUGAUACUGUCGAGGACGUGCCCUAGAGCAUUUGUAUGCCGAGUGGAGAGUUGACCAAGUCAACUAAAAAUGAAAGCAGAGCUUGUUUAUGGCAUAAGUGACUGUUGAAUUUUAUUUGUACCAUACCACAGAUGUGUCCCUAGUGUUACUGAUAGACCUUAGGAGUACUGUAGGUGAGCCUAGCUCGUUAAACUGUAGUAUUUAGUCCUCCACCUGUCUGUCUGUCUGUCUGUCUGUCUACCUGUCUGUGUCAGUCUGUCUCUCCCGUGUGCACCACCUGUGGCCGUAGAGGAGGCACGCGCGUCACACCCACACACUCUCCUCCUUCGCUCGGCUUCCUUGCUCUUCCUUCCUCCUUUGUUUGUGACCAACUUCCUUGUCUUUCAGUUACAAUACUAUGUCAGGAUUGACUAGGCCACAUUUUCAGCCAAACCUUAUUCAAGUCCAGCCACAGUAUACAUAUAUAUUUUAUUGUUUGUGAGUAAAAGUCGUAUUUAAGCAUGUGAGUCAGCCAUAAAAAAUGGUUUUGAUGCAUCCAGCAGUGUGGAUCAGAAAGGCUUUGUAGACACCCCGGUUGAAUAUGUUAAUGUUUGGCUGAGAAUGCAGCCCUUGAGAGAGUGCAAGUUUUAGUGAUGUAAGGCCAGCUAAGCUGCGACUGAGGACGGCAUGUUAGGAGGAGCUACACCACAUGCACACCUUGUUGGUCUGUGAUAUUGUGAGAAGCUUGUUGGGGCCACUGCUCCCGGCAGUGGCCGCCUGCCUCUCUUGUCCAGAAGGAAAAUUGUGUUAGGCCGAGAAUUCUUUAGAAUUCGUAUGUUAAUGACUGUCUGUUACCAAAAUGAGUCAUGUGAUGACAGAGGUUGAUUGUUCUUUGUAGCAUUUGAAAUGCUAAAGCGCUUUUUCCAGUAACUGGAUAAUAGUUAUUUGUUUACAUGACAUGAGUGGCACUUCAGUUUUGUAGAAUGUGGCACCACAAAUCUUCAAGCACCCUCCCAAUAGCAGUGACAAAACCCAGUGUAGCACCUCUUUUAUUUAAACCACAUACUGAGUUCAUGUGAAGAGCUGAGCUGAUGUAUUAUGUUUGCCUGUAGUGGUAAGCUGGUGAUAAGUCAAGUGCCUUGUGACUUGUGAUAAAUUGUGGAUGGAGGGGCAGACUGCCCUCUCACUUGAAAAUAAUAGCCAAGUUCCUGAACACAUAGGGAUCAAUUGAUGUAAUAGUUUCCCGGUUUGUUAAGCUUCCUCUGCCCUGUUUUAGCGAAGGUUUCCAUGAAUCGUUCAGCCUAUGCUUAAAGAUGUCAUGCUUACUUGAGGUACCCUGUUUUGAUUGUUUCCCAAUUUUACCCCAUAUAAAAAUUCUGGUGCAUUUGGGUGCUUGGUGCAUUGGUUGUGCCACAUUCAGAAUGGCAAUAUAGAGAUGUUAGUAUGGAGCUGGGCGUCCACAGCCUGGCGCCACCGCAUGAGCCCACUGGCUGAGGAUGUAGUAGUUGUCCAGCAAGUUACUGUGUGUUGAACGGCACAAACCUGUAGCCAGUAAAGACGUGGCAAAAGUCCUCCUUCAUCGUGUCAUUGAAUAGUCCACAACACAAGAGAUGGAAGUGUAACAGCAAUGCUCCUUUGUAAUACAGUUUCCACAACUAAACCUUGUUAUUUGAACUUUGUGUGCAGACUUGAUACAGUAGAAAACAAAGUCAUUCUUGUCACUGGUUGAGUACAGCAACAAGAGAUGAAAGUGUGUAACAUCAAUGCUCUUUUGUAAUACAGUUUCCACUCCAAAACUUUAUCAUUUGAACAUUGUGUGCAAAGUUACUUCACUAGAAAAAAAAAAAAAAAUCUUUAUCUUAUUCAUAGAUCAUCAGGUUGAGGUGAAAGGAUAGCCAAGAAACAUACAACCCUAUUUCAUGGUCCAAAACUUAAUUAUCUGAACAUUGUGUGCUAAGUUGAUACAGUAGAGAGAAAAAAAGACAACGUUCCUCCAUAGAUCAUCAGGUUGAGAAUGAGAUGAAAACAAAGAAACAUUCAACCCUAUUUAAAUGGAUGAUUUCAAACUACCGUACAUAUUCCCAGCACAACCCAAUACAGGACACGGAUGACUGAUGUACCGCUAAGCCUCGGCUGCACACUGAGGCUUCGAGGAACUGUUCUUGUGUGACGCUGAUACCAGACACAACCUGGACGAGCCAGAGCAAAGCAAAGCAAAGCAAAGCAAAGCAAACCCUCCACAGUGACAGGAAGCUCAUGUGGGUGUCCCAGGGCUGUUCCACCACCUAGGACCUGGGAUAUCAGUAGGACCAAUUCCAUGACUCAUUUCUGUACAAGAUAUCUUCUACUAUUACUACUACUACUACUGCUACACCUACGACUACUACUUCUACUGCUACUGCUACAUGAUUGAUUUUACUACAGUUUUUAAAGGAUCUAUUGCCAGCAUCACAGUGUAUUUGUAACCUAGGUAGUGUGUGAUAAUGUUCCUACAGAUGCCCCACUUGUCCCUAUAAUGGUGUACAAAUUCACCUGCAGGUAUGUCCUCUUGUACCUGUGGGCCACAAGCUCAAACCCAUGCAUUUCACCUUUCCUUUCUGUAUUCAUGUGGAUCAUUGAGUGAGGCUGCAGUCAGAGAGAGGGCUCUGUUGUGGCCAUUGUGCAUGCAUGCGUCAUCCACCAGACCAGUUGCUGCUCCCGUCUGUGUCGUAGGGUCAGUCCCUGAGCCCGAUGCUUCGUCAGCGCCCAACGUAUAAAUCAACUCAGAGCUAGAUUAUGGAUGCCAGAUUUCCUCCUUGCCAACUUCACUCUGGCAUCCAGCAUUCAGUUGGUGCAUUCACUCAUGUCCAACACCUCAAGUUAGUUUGUUCUUCCACAAGGCACCAUAGACUUCUUGCAUGGUGUUAGGUGUUUUAUAAAGAGCCCAACAAACUUGAGGAUACAGCAGACAAAUUUUCUGUAGUCUUGGGUGGGUUUUCAGAAAGCUAGCUAACAAGCUUUGGUAGUUGCUUGGUUUGGGCGUUGACAGGACCUGACGUUGGGCUGUGGAACUGUACCGCAGGCUUCAGUGACUGACGACAGCUUCUGGGACACCUGUGUGAGGCUCCAAAUUAGAUUACAAACAAGAUCCAGCAAACCACGAGGACACAACAGUGCCUCCACCAUGUGUUCAGCUCCAGCAUGUGUCCGCUGUGAUCCUCUGACCCCGCACCAGGUGGCACUUGGCCCGACACACACACAUAUAUUGGGCAUUGCAUUUGCCACGCUGCCUCUGUGAAAACACCUUUUAAUAGAAGCUUUCAAUUGUAACUCUAACACAAAAAUGACCCUCUCCAAGCUUUAACACUGCGUGAGGUCAGUGAAGUGGCAGGAGCCAGCCGUCAGGUGGCCUGCCAAUCUUGCAGGGCAUUUUGAUCUCUUACGUUAAUGGUAAAAAUUCAUAGUUGCAGUAAGAGUCCGUUAGUCUGAAUUCCACGACUGAAAAUCCAAUAGCCUAAAACCCAAUGUUCCUCCAUGCGUCAGUACACUUUUGUGAUGAGAGUUGCCAUCUGAUUGUCAAAAAAUACACUUGUCAGCAGGUACAAGUGUCUAAUGCUGUUAAAGUCUAAUGCUGUUCAGGUUAAUGGACUUUUACUGUUUUCAAAGAGUCAAUCAUGCAGUACAGAACACAAUGUCAUGCUUGUUUUCGUGACAGAGGUGGCUCAUGAGAUCUCAGCAUCAGUUCCCGGCCCAGUGCCUCGCCUGGCAGUCCGUCGCAGGGUCACAGCGGCCAGCAGACUUGUACAAUAGAUAGUUAACAACCGAGGAAGUGACUCAAUCAACUCACCAUACUGUGCUCUGUCCCCCAACAAAAAAAUAUUUAGUCAUUUAUUCAUUGAGGCUACAAUAGCGCAUUUUCUUAGUCCACUGAAGGUUUAUAAUAGUGUUUGUUGUGUAUAUGUAACUGAAGAUGAGUAUAUGUGUAUGUGUAAUAUGUAUAUGAAAUUGUUGUAAUUAUUGAAAGUCAUCUCACUGUGUGUAUAUACAUUACUACUGGAUGUGUGUGUGCAUGUUUUUAAGCCUAUGUGUAUAUCUACAUGCACACAACUCAUUUCCAUUCAGAGAUACAUGCAUAAAUGUCAGCAGGAUGUGUGUACUGCGUAGGUUAGUGUUUCGUCCAUCUGUGCCACCUCAUAUUCACAUCACACAAUGCCGCAGGAUGACCGUACUUAUGGUGGGCAGAACAUUGAGUCACCUCCGCCUGCACUCCCCCCUCUCCCCCAAUAGUUGUAGCUGCGUGUCUAGUGUUACUACGAGGCCGUGUGUGUGUGCGUGUGUGUGUGUGUAUGUGUGUGUGGGUCCCUGGUGGCUCGCGCCCAUCAGUGUGCUCACAACAAUGUGUCAACUCUUCUCAUGUUGCUUCAGUGACCUCGUAUUCAGUUUAUAUUUCUUAUUUUUUUUACCAAUUUUUGUAAAGCACCAAUUUUCAGAUAUUUGAUUCUCAGAUUUUGUAGCAACAUACUACUACUACUACUACUACUACUACCACUACUACUACUACUACUACAAUUUUUAUAUAUUUUUUUUAGUGUACGUGUAGCCGGCAAGACUAUUUGGAAGUUAAGUGUCUGGUAGGACAGCAACUAUAUUUAUAAUAAUAAUAAUAAUAAUAAUAGUUAAUAAUAAUAACAAUAAUAAUUAAUAGCCAAGUCAGUGUUAAAUAAAUUUGCUUUCAGCUAAGAGUUGAUUCACAGCUCCUUUAAUUUUUCAAGUGUCCUGAAUCUUAAUGAACCUAAUCACGUACAUAGUGUGAAGUGCCGUGCAGUGUUGUAAGAAUCUUCGAGGAUCAACGGGAGAGAAUAAGCUCGAGUGUUCAACGUUUGCCGUACUUUGAACUCUGGUGCAAAACAGCGAGACGUGUGAAGAAGGUCCUGAGCGCAGGCUUCAAGACGGCACUGAUUCAACUAGGGUGUGUCCGCCACUCUGUACAUGCCAUACCAAUUAGUACUCACAGCAGAGAAAAAAUUCCUAAGAAACUUGAGCCGAGAACAGAAAAUUACCUAUCGUCAAAGUGAAUAUGAUUAGCAUUCCUCGUGUAAAAGUCAACCUCUCCAGAAAAGUAACGUUAAUGAGUGUUCUUUAUUCUGACAGUUACUCAUUUUAACACAGUCUAUAUAUUGGUAAAAAUCAUGCCUUCCCCUAAAUUGCCAAGUGUAGAAUAAAUUUAAGCCCUCAAAGAAGUAAAUAUUAUGCAGUUUUCAAUUUUAAUACAACAUAUAUUUGUAUAGAAACCAUUCAUCCUCCCACAAUGCUAAAUUUCUUUAUUAUUGAAUGGUUUGUACCCCAGAAGAUUGGUAUCCACAUAUAAUUAAGCAAAACAAUUCUCUCAAAAAUUUGUAUUGAAGGUUAGACUUUGACUUGCUUUCCUAUGGUGCCUCGGCUUGUUUCCAUAGAAGUUUUCUCCUGCUGUAAGUGGUGGCUGGAUGAGUGUGUCUGUGCUGAUGGACAUCCCCUCCCUAGCCAGUCCCCCAUACAUACAUAGGUCCAUGUAAUAUACGGUGUUUAGUAUGUUAUUUAUUCAACUUUUGUAAGGUGGUAUGAUAAAUUUGUGUUGUUGCUAGACCUGCCGCUGCUCACGAGCCGUAUCGGGUGCGGACAAAGGCUGUGUUCCAAGUGGUGUGGGCUGCACCGUGCACUCUGGGCAGGACCUCCGAGGACACUGUUUGGUCAGUCAACGCAGAUCUUUGCAAGUCCCGUGCAGAGCGGUCUGACAGCCAGCUCAGACCUUGGAUUCAUGAGAUGUCAUUACAUGAUGCUUUUUAGGAAAACUAUAAUAAAUCAUCAUGCAAUAUUUUGAACCUAUCUAGCAUUAAUGAUUUUCUGCAAUAUUGCUAAUCUUUUUGAAAUACUUUCUAAAUUAACAAAUAGUUUGAUAAAUAAGGGACAAUAAUCAUGCAUUUUAUCUGUCACCGGUGCCUGAUAAGAAAUUUCUAACCAUUAAUAUAUUUUUUGCAAUACUUUACAAAUGUCUUUAAGAAAAUAAUCAUGCGAUGAUGUCCCGUGGGCCCAAGAGCCGAGACAGCUGGAGGACCGCCGCACCGGCUUGGAUCUUUGUAUGUAGCUUUGUUAUCGUCAGCCCAGAGUCCAUGAGUGUGAGUCUUUCUGUCACAGUUGAUGGAGUGUUACAGUUGCUGCCAGACUCUUAAUUAUGUAUUUAUUGCCAGUGAUCUUGGCGCUAAUUGUAUGUUGCUUAUAUAAAAAGACAAAUUAUUGUAACAAACACUCUGUUGUAUGUGAACAUAGACACCAGACUUUACCUCACUGUUAUCCCUGUAAUGGAGGCCAGUUCAUACCUAACUAAUUGGACCGACUGCAGUAUUUUAGUUCAUUCUGCCUAUUAGUUAACAAGGAAAUACAUUUGUUAGUUUGAAAGAUAACCACUUGCCAAUUAGUUAACAAAGAAAUAAGUUUGUCUGCUGAUCUAAUUUAAAGGAAAUACAUUUGUUUAUUAUCUAAAGAAAUACAUUUACAUUUGUUCAUUUGUAAAGAUAUGUUUGUCUUGGUUUGAAAAAGAAAUACAUUUGUCUCAGUUUAAGAAGAAUGCAAUUGUCUUUUAGUUUAAAACACAAAUACAUUUGUAUUAAUUUACAAAGUACAUUUUUUUCUUUUUGGUAAACAGUUGUGCAGUAGUGCAGAAAAACAAGGGGUUUUGUCAAGAAGUCUUAUGACAGAUUGGCUUGGCCCACAGUGUUAUGGACUUGCUCAGCAUGAGAAUAUAGUGUUGUUGAUACCUAUGCAGAAGGAUGAGGAUUCUCAUCUGCAAGUUGCUUGUGCUCUCAGUCUUAUUGUAUGACCAUAAGACAGGGACACUAAAUAGUGACUUAGAGAUGGAUUGAUGUCUUUGGUAAUAAGUGUCUACAUAGAAUCAUGGGGUAUUGCUGAAAUGACUUUGGCGAUUAUUCCAGGAGACUGAGUUGAGGUCUAUUACCUGCAUAGUCCACAAAUGCUAUCUCUUGGCUAUACAGUCAUGUGGCUCAUUACCCAAAAGCCAACUCUACUCACCAGGUUGUUUCUGUAUGAGACUAUCCGAGUGGAGUAGGCCAAGGGGAUGCCCACAGAGUUCAUGGCUUGAGUAAGUCAAUGGAUUCUGCCAUGAGGAAGGGGCCCGCAUGGAGGCUUGCUUAGAGGGAUCUCCAGGGUUGGCGUUGUAGGGUGGGCGAGGUGACACUCCCCCUGUGGUAUGCCUCCAUUGAUUGAUUGGCUGUAAUAUAUAUAAGGUUGGGUACUGAGAUUUGAGCGACAAGUUUCUUUUACAAGAAUUGGACUGGUUUUUUUUUUUUUUUUUUUUUUUUUUUUUUUUUUUACAUAUAUAUUUACCCAGCAGCAGCACACCUUAAGUUGAAAUUCUGCCAACUGAUUAUUAUUUUGUGCUAACGUGGAAACAUUCAUGUACUUGAUGGAUUAUGUGAAUACUGAGUUUGAAGAUGUAAUGAGUUAUGUCGAUUGAUUUCUGGGAUACUUUUAAUUAUGUAAACUGAGUUCAGUUCAGUUUUAUGGCAGAGUACAUUUUCCCAGUUGAGUUUCAAGAUGUCUAGAAUUUUGGUCAUUUCAAAUCAAAAAGUUUUGCCCAAGUUUUAAGAUGAAACAUGUUUCAUCGUAUGGGUUUGAAGACUAAAGUGUUUAGUCCCAGUUUCAAGAUGUGUUUCUUCGGUUGAGUUUCAAGACAUAAUGAGUUUGGGGUUGGGUGCUAUUUCUUACCUACCACUCCAAUUAGUGCUCACAACAGAAAGAAUUUACUCUGGAAAUAACUGAGUUGAGAAAUAUUACCAAAAUACAGUGAUCAGCAUUCUUUAGUUGAUUACUAAGGAAAAGAAAAACUGGACAUGACCUUGAACAUGAAAAAAUUAAACCACCAAAAUACAAAUCAGUAAGCAAUCUAAAUUCUGACAAAGCUCAUUUUUAUACUCUAUCUCAGUCUUCCGAGUACGUUCUUUUCCGUAUACGACGAGGACUUAUCAGAAUGGAGCAAAGGUACGAAUGGGCGACCCAAACCCUUUGUUGACCUUUAGUUCCAACGGACCCGACAGACGUUUGGUAAGAAGCUUCAAGUUCCUAUUAAUGGCUGGGUUGAUUGUGCGCACCGCUACCAACAAACAUAUAAACAAACAAACUCCCGUACUCAAGACGUGUUGUUAUGGGAGGAAGAGUUUUGUAGUUUUAAUUAUUUUUGUAUUUUCCUGAUGUACUUACGCUAGACUGCAGCUCCAUGUUACUAGGCCCCGAAAGCCUCCUCCGCUCCCCUGUGACCUGAUACACCGCCACAAAGACUUGAUGUGUGCAGAGCUGAAGUCCAUGAGUAAAGUGUCGAUACAUAGGUUUGGAUUCCACUUAGUAAUGUGUUCAUGCAGUUUUGGAUUUCAUGAGUACUUUGGUUUUAUGGUUUUGAAUUGCAAGUCCAUGAGCAAAGUGUCAAGACAUGGUUUGGAUUCCAUUUGUAACUUGUUCAUGCAGUUUGGGAUUUCACGAGUACUUUGGUUACGUCGUUUUGAAUUGUAUGAAGGAAAUUUUGGUGAUGUGGUUUUGAUUUGCAUGACCAUGAGUAAAGUGUCAGUAUAGAGGUUUGGAUUCCAUUUAGUAACUUGAUUGUGCAGUUUGGGAUUUCAUGAGUACUUUGGUUAUGUCGUUUUGAAUUGCAUGAAGGAAACUUUGGUGAUAUCGUUUUGUAAUGCAUGAAGGAAGUCGCAUCUAGUUUUGCUUUCCUCUUAUUUGAAUUCCAUGAUUGAAGUGUCUUACAGAUCUUAAUUCUCUUGGUAAUCUGGCAAUGUAGUUUUGAAUUCCAUGAGUAACAUUUCUGUACAGUUUUGAAAUCCAUGAAUAACUUGUUUAUAUGUUUUUUUUGGUUCCAUGAAAACUUGUCAGUACAGUUUUUGAUUCCCGUCAGUAAAGUGUCGGUUUAGUUAUUAUUCUCUCGGCAGGAUAACUCUUUAUUUUAUGUAGCCAGUGACGUGAAGGUGGAAGCAGACAUGUUAACUAAAGACCUUCAUGGCAAUUUUACUGAUACGUUGUCAAUACAGUUUUCUUUACACGAUUACUCUUUGCUUUGUGUGUUUAUUUCUUAGCAGCAUCACUUCAGUUCUCGUUCCCAGCCAGUUAUUUGUGAGGGUGUCAGCAGACUUGUUAACUAAGAAAAUGGCAAUUCUACUGAUGUCAACGUGUUUUCUUUUUUACAACAGGAUCAGUCUUAUCAUUUAUCAUAGCCAGUGAUUUGUGAGGACGUAGGCAGACUUAUUUACCACAAAAAGGAGAGACCGUCAUGGCAAUCCUACAGAUGUUGACGUGUUUUCUGUGUUUUCUCUUUCGCCGCAGGAUUACUUUUUACUGUUCCGUUUAUUUCUUUUCAGCAGGAUCACUCAUGAGUUUCUGUUCGUAGCCAGUAAUUUGUGAGGGUGUAGGCAGACUUGUUAACUAAAAAACCGUCAUGGCAAUUCUACUGUUCAUCGUCAGGUCGCCAACAACAAAGGAUGUUCCUACAUGGUACACUUUAGUGUGACUAAAAAGUGCCUCUUCUCCAUACUUUUCAAGUAUUAAUAAAGGCAUCUUGUACACCUAA
This is a messenger RNA of Eriocheir sinensis (Chinese mitten crab), 17092 nucleotides long. RefSeq names its product protein tramtrack, beta isoform-like. Gene Ontology annotation, biological process: regulation of transcription by RNA polymerase II. Gene Ontology annotation, cellular component: nucleus. Gene Ontology annotation, molecular function: protein binding. The coding region runs from base 3457 to 6390 and encodes 977 amino acids. The record is from RefSeq and is a predicted model, not a curated record. Lineage: Eukaryota; Metazoa; Arthropoda; Malacostraca; Decapoda; Varunidae. The transcript is spliced from 5 exons.